Molecule: messenger RNA, 1129 nt
Organism: Ipomoea nil (Japanese morning glory)
Lineage: Eukaryota; Viridiplantae; Streptophyta; Magnoliopsida; Solanales; Convolvulaceae
Product: transcription repressor MYB5-like
Exons: 2
Coding region: 152-1129 (325 amino acids)
Source: RefSeq, a predicted model, not a curated record
GGCAACCAUAUAUCAGAGAAACCAUGAAAGCCUAGAAGCGAGACAAACGUGAGUAUGUAGCAACCUCACUCAAAUCCUUAUAAGAGAGCGAGGGAGCGAGAGAGAGAGAGAGAAACCUAGAGAGAGAGAGAGAGCGAGAGAGAGAGAGAGAAUGAGGACUCAAUCAUCUGAAAAAGGUGCCGCCGCCGGCGAAGCCCCGUCGAAGGCGAAGGGGAAGCGGACGCCGUGCUGCAGCAAGGUUGGGCUGAAGAGAGGGCCAUGGACGCCGGCGGAAGACAAGCUCUUGACGGACUAUAUCAACAAGGAAGGCGAGGGGCAGUGGCGAACCCUACCCAAGAUGGCCGGCCUCCUCCGCUGCGGCAAGAGCUGCCGCCUCCGCUGGAUGAACUACCUCCGCCCCACCGUCAAACGCGGCCACAUCACCCCCGACGAAGAGGAUCUCAUUCUCCGCCUCCACGGCCUCCUAGGCAACAGGUGGUCACUGAUAGCAGGGAGGAUUCCAGGCCGGACAGAUAACGAGAUAAAGAACUAUUGGAACACUCACCUGAGCAAGAAGCUGAUUAGCCAAGGAAUUGAUCCAAGAAACCACAAGCCUCUACCCGUAAACCCUACCAACUCCAACCACCCCAAAAACCAUACCCCCUCCUCUUCCUCAGUUCCCAUAAUCAAACCCACGCCCAUUCACGUUGGUCUUUCCAACCAAGACAAGAACGUGAAGAUGAAUAGCAGUACUACUGUUAACGUUGUUGGAGGGACGACAAAUCUUCAGAAUGAUCAGAUUGAUCAGCCCAACAGCGUGGGAGGGACGACGGAGAAUCAUCAGCCUACUGGAAAUGGGGAUGAGGAGUUUAAUAUGGAUCUCGGAGACGAUAAUGAGGAUAAUGUUGGGAUGGAUUUUUGCCCGGACGAGGAUGUGUUUUCGACGUUCUUCGAUUCUUUGAUGAACGAGGAUGUGUUCUUCGCUGCCCAAAACAACCAGCAACCUAAUCAUCACGACAUUACCCCCCUGCCCUCAACUUCUGAAAAUAAUAAUAAUAAUAAUCAGCCUCUGAAUCCUUUCCAACACAUGAACUUCCCCUUCAGUACUGAAGGAUGGGUUGAUGAUGAUGAUGAUGAUUUUCUACCAUGA